AUGGCGUCUGUGGGAACAUUACCUUCUUCUAUGGCUACAAAACAGAACAAUGCUUCUAUAUGCGCUGACAAACUACCUGAAGGGAUUAAUGAGAUGAAGAUUAAAGAUGAUAAGGAAAUGGAAGCAGCUGUGGUUGAUGGGAACGGAACUGAAACUGGUCACAUCAUCGUUACAACUAUUGGUGGUAAAAAUGGUCAGCCUAAACAGACCAUAAGUUACAUGGCAGAGCGUAUCGUUGGACAAGGUUCAUUUGGAAUUGUAUUCCAGGCAAAGUGUUUGGAAACGGGGGAAACUGUUGCAAUCAAGAAAGUUUUGCAAGACAAGAGAUACAAGAACCGUGAGCUGCAGACGAUGCGCCUUCUUGAUCACCCUAACGUCGUGUCCCUCAAGCAUUGCUUUUUCUCAACGACGGAGAAAGAUGAGCUGUAUCUCAACUUGGUCCUUGAAUACGUUCCUGAGACUGUCUAUCGCGUCUCAAAGCACUACAGUCGAGCAAAUCAGAGGAUGCCCAUGAUAUAUGUUAAACUCUAUACAUAUCAGAUUUGCAGGGCUUUGGCAUAUAUUCAUGGAGGAGUAGGAGUCUGCCACAGAGACAUAAAACCACAGAAUCUUCUGGUUAAUCCUCAUACACAUCAAGUCAAGCUCUGCGAUUUUGGUAGCGCAAAAGUUCUGGUCAAAGGCGAACCAAACAUCUCAUAUAUCUGCUCCCGUUACUACAGAGCACCUGAACUUAUAUUUGGAGCCACAGAAUAUACAACAGCUAUUGAUAUAUGGUCUGCAGGCUGUGUUCUUGCUGAAUUGCUCCUUGGACAGCCUCUAUUUCCAGGUGAGAGUGGAGUCGACCAGCUAGUCGAGAUUAUUAAGGUUCUUGGAACACCAACUCGAGAGGAGAUCAAAUGUAUGAAUCCAAACUACACUGAAUUCAAGUUCCCUCAGAUAAAAGCUCAUCCUUGGCACAAAAUAUUCCAUAAGCGUACACCUCCAGAAGCUGUAGACCUCGUCUCAAGACUUCUCCAGUAUUCUCCAAACCUCAGAUCAACGGCUAUGGAGGCAAUAGUUCACCCGUUUUUCGAUGAGCUACGUGAUCCCAGUACACGUCUACCUAAUGGUCGUCCCUUGCCUCCUCUCUUCAACUUUAAGCCUCAAGAGGUUAAAGGAGCAAGCGUAGAGUUGUUGUCCAAGCUUAUACCGGACCACGCCCGGAAACAAUGUUCCUUCCUCGGCCUUUAA
Messenger RNA from Microthlaspi erraticum, 1230 nucleotides. The record is from the annotation of a GenBank genome assembly. Lineage: Eukaryota; Viridiplantae; Streptophyta; Magnoliopsida; Brassicales; Brassicaceae.